Molecule: messenger RNA, 2941 nt
Organism: Onychostoma macrolepis
Lineage: Eukaryota; Metazoa; Chordata; Actinopteri; Cypriniformes; Cyprinidae
Product: tripartite motif-containing protein 16-like
Exons: 6
Coding region: 288-1964 (558 amino acids)
Molecular function (GO): zinc ion binding; protein binding
Source: RefSeq, a predicted model, not a curated record
AACAAAGAAACAUUGAACAGAGACUGUAUGUGUGACUGAUGAAUGAUGAGCCUCUUACCAGUCCAUCAUCCUGCGUUGGCUUCAGCGUGAGACUGACACCUAGUGGAUGUCCUUUAUUAUAGACAGUAAAAUACAGGCGAGUCGCACCGGAGAUAACCUACUACCUGUUUUGCACACGUCCCUUAAACCCCAGGAAACCCUUUUAUCUCUUCAUUUCAGCGAAAACGAAACCUAUGUAUAGUAACCUAUGUAUGUAAGUCGCUGUAUUUAUCUCUCUGUCUGAUUUUAUGUGCAGUGCAAUGGCUGAAGCUAACAUUUCAGUGGCUGAGGAUCAGUUCAGCUGUUCAAUCUGUCUGGAUCUACUGAAGGAUCCAGUGACCAUCCCCUGUGGACACAGUUACUGUAUGAGCUGUAUUACAGACUUCUGGAAUAAAGAAGAUCAGUGCAGAGUUUACAGCUGCCCUCAGUGCAGACAGACCUUCACUCCAAGACCUGCUUUAAACAAGAAUGUGGUGUUUGCUGAAAUGGUGGAGAAACUGAAGAAGAAAAAAGACCAGAUGGCUCAGUCUCUCAGUUACGCUGAACCAGGAGAUGUGGAGUGUGAUGUUUGUACUGUAAGGAAACGUAAAGCUAUUAAGUCCUGUCUUAAGUGUUUGGAAUCUUACUGCCAAACUCACUUUGAGUGUCAUGAGGAAUCUCAUUCAAGUAAGAGGCAUAAACUGACUGAUGCUGGACGAAUCCAGGAGAUGAUCUGCUCUAAACAUGACCGACUGCUGGAGGCUUUUUGUCGAACUGACCAGCGAUGUAUUUGUUUGAUUUGUGUGAUGGAUGAACACAAAAAUCACGAUACUGUUUCAGCUGAAGCAGAGAGGACUGAGAAACAGAAUCAGGUUGGAGAGAUGCAAGAAAAAUGCCAGCAGAGAAUCCAAGAGAGACAGAAGAAGCUUCAAGAGCUCAGAGAGGCUAUUAAGACUCACAAGUGCUCUGCACAGGCGGCGGUGAAGGACUGUGAAAGGAUCUUUAAUGAACUGAUCCGUUCCAUUAGGAGCAGCCGCUCCGAGAUGAUACAGAUGAUCAGAAAUCAGGAAAAGGCUGAAGUGAAUCGAGCUGAAGGACUCUUGAAGCAACUGGAGCAGGAGAUUGAUGAUCUGAGGAGGAGAGAUGCUAAGCUGGAACAGCUUUUACACACACAUGAUUACAUCCAUUUCCUAGAGAGUUUCCAGUCUCUCGCUGAACCUAUGGAAUCUACAGGUGUUCCCAGAGUUGCUGUCAGUUCUGUCCUCCCUUAUGAUGAUGUGAGAAAAUCCAUCUCUCGCUUGAAAGAAAUACUGGAGGAGUUCUGUAAAGAGAAAAUAGAACGGUUAUCUGGUCAAGUAACAUACAUCGACAUUAUUUCCAAUAAUGAACCCAGGACUAGGGAGGAAUUCCUACAGUAUUCCCUUCAGCUCACUCUGGAUCCGAACACUUUGCAUAAACAGCUUCGUUUGUCUGAGGACAAAAGAGUGGCUGCACACACUCAAAGAGAGCAGCCGUAUCCUGAUCAUCCAGACAGAUUUGAUGUUUGGCCUCAGGUGUUGUGCAGGGAGAGAGUGUGUGGACGCUGUUACUGGGAGGUGGAGUGGAGCGGUGGUGUGGGAAUAUCAGUGUCAUAUAAGAGCAUCUGCAGGAAAGGAGAAACUAAAGAUUGUUUAUUUGGAUAUAAAAAUGAGUCCUGGAAAUUGCAGUGCUCUCAAUCUAGUCGCUUAUUUUUGCACAAUAACAUAAAGACUAAUCUCCCUGUAUUCUCCAGCUCCUGUAGAAUAGGAGUGUAUGUGGAUCACAGAGCAGGGAUUCUGUCCUUCUACAGCGUCUCUGACACAAUGACCCUCAUCCACAGAAUCCAGACCACAUUCACUCAGCCGCUCUAUCCUGGCUUUACGAUAUAUUUUGGAUCAACGGUCAAACUGUAUAAUCUAAGAGAGUAGAUUGAGAUUUUACAAAUGCUCUUUGUUUUGAGCUACAUGACAAAUCAUACACAGUGACAAUCUCUUUUUUGUCAUUUUUUUGUUGUGCCCACUCUUUUUUUUAUUAUUAUACAUUAUUCAUAUACCAUUAUACAUUUACAACAGUUACGUCUGGUCCUUGAAUCUGCCAAACCUUGAAUUACAUCCGUUUUAGCGGUAAAAGAAUUCACCUUAACCAUUGUAACUAGGCACUAUACAUCAUGUUCCUCAGUGACAAUAAGAUUUUAACUCGGCGUUUCUUUGUUACUAGUUCCAAAGUUGUUGUUUCUUAUUUAUUUACACAUUUGUGGCAUUGAACUGUUGUAUAAAUGCAAUAUCACACUCAUAGUCAUGCGAGUAUUAGGUAAUAUUAUCAUUUUAACUAUGCUCACUCUAAAUAAUAACAUUUCUUUAAUUGACUACUUAUAUAAAUUCCAAAGUGCACAAACGCUUGCAGGUUAUAUUUAAAUUAUCAUCUUAAUUAUUGGACAGGCCUUAUUAUAGGCUCUGCAAACACUCACCAUUCCUAGUUUGCCUUUAAAAGUCUAAGUUAAAAGUUUAAUGUAUUAUGUUCGUAACUUUUUAAAAACAUAAGCAGCUUAAACUUUUUAAUAAAUCCUUAUUUUAAAAAAUAACACGAAUGUAUAUAAAAAUAAAUUGAGCAUUCUUAGAAUGUUUUUAUUACCUGCUAUAAAUAACUGAUAGCUCCUCUUGUAUGAGAUAUUUUCUGUUGCAAUAAAUGGCCUUUAAUGGUUUUUAAUGACAGUUAAAAGACUAAGACAAAAUACAUUAAAAAAAUAAAGUCAAUGAGGGAGUAAAACAGAGUGGGCUUGAAACUUUAUUAUCUAUUGGCAAUAAAAUACUCUCAUUUACAGACCCCUGUUUUGUGCACAUCUCUCUCAAACACAGAAUAAGGUGCUCAUUUUAAUCUUCAGUUGACCAAACACCACAACAUACCU